This is a messenger RNA of Neofelis nebulosa (Clouded leopard), 5475 nucleotides long. RefSeq names its product interleukin 17F (gene IL17F). NCBI's taxonomy places the organism in Eukaryota, Metazoa, Chordata, Mammalia, Carnivora, Felidae. Bases 4910 to 5383 code for a protein of 157 amino acids. The transcript is spliced from 5 exons. The record is from RefSeq and is a predicted model, not a curated record. Gene Ontology annotation, biological process: inflammatory response. Gene Ontology annotation, cellular component: extracellular region. Gene Ontology annotation, molecular function: cytokine activity.
CUUGGGGGUUAGGUCUUUAGGCAGUUUUCUUCGUCAGUGACACCAGCAUUUACCAGUUAAGCUUGUACAAAUCAAGUUUUGCCAAUUUGACAUCGCUAAAUGGCCAUGGGGGGCAGGUGAAUGAAAGUCCAGGAGAAUUGACCCUUUUCCUGACUUUUCUGAGCCUGAAUCAAAACCCCUUCCUGGAGAAGUAAUACCUGGUAUAUCAGACACUUAAAUAUUGUGAGUACUUGCUGAUAAGAAGAUCUCCUUACAGGAUCUUUGUGAAACUACUUGCAAUUGGAUGUUCAGCUCUUAGGGUUUGCUAGUCUUUUUGCACAGGAGUUUGUGGAGGGGAAGUGUGACUUUAUGGGGGGCCUGCAUCACAUGAAUUGGAAGCUGCUCUGAACAGGAGAUCAUGUUGGUUCUCCACGCUGUGACUGGUGAAGUUCUUCCUUCUCCCUUGCUCAUGAGGGGAGCACCUUACCCUGAUACUAUGGGACAGAAGAUGGGGAGUUCCGGUUUUGUCUUUGUGAUUUUGUUUGUUUGCAGAUGUGAAAUCCAAGUCCUAUUGGAAGUAAUCCAGAAAGCAUAGUUCCACAGGAGAGGGCAAUGGUAUCAGAGGGAGGAAUCUGACAUUAAUUGAACACUGACAAUGAGUCCUAUAUUAUGCUCUGAAUUGGAGCAAAUAUGGGACUGGAUGCUCUUGAGGCCUACUGGUUGAGGAUAUACACGUCUAAUGUGUCAGUGAGAAAUUUUAAAAUAUAAUGAGGGUUACACCCAGUAAGAACUAUAGACAUUGAGAGGGCCAUGAGAGUAUCAGGAAGGGGUGGGAGCGAUCAUGGGAUACUGAUAUGAAGAAAAGCUAGGGGUUUUAAAGGAUCUCCUCAGAUGAGCAUUUCCAGAAAGGUCCAACAUUUUGUCAGUAGGACUCUUGCUCUCUAUCUUUCACACCUGGAGAAACUCAGGCUGAGUGGGAAAGUAGGCUGAUCUUGCAGUUUGUAAAAGCUGUAAAGCCAAGUUUACCUUGCUGACAUUUCAGCUCUGCAAACUAACCAAAGAAUCUGAAAGAGAAAACCAUGUAUUCUGGAGUCACAGUAGGUGGUAAUUGCGUCAAAUUGACUGUUAGGAACUCAAUCUUUACAUUGGGUUUUUAAAAAUGUGUGUAGUUUCCCAACUUGCAGUGACAUUAAAGAAGUUGGUAAGCAUUUGAAGAAUAUGUUCCUACUCAGUGUUUGUAUGUUCCUAUUCCUGCUUCAGGAACUGCCAGGGGGUUGACCUGCAUGCAGGUCUUUCUUCCUGAGGGUGCUACUGGGCCACACAGCACUGAGACUGGUGAUGGCCCAGAUUCACCAGGACAGAGAAGUACACGCUUCAUUAUCUACAUGCUUCAUUCAAAAAGAGAAGUGUGUUUACAUUUAAUGUUGCCAUUGAAAUAGUUGAAAUAAUUUGUGGGGCUUAGAGAAAUAAGUCCUAGCUUGAAAAAUUUUAUGCUGCAUUAUUCUUGAACUCUCCUGGAUAAAUGAAAUGUCAAUAUGGAAAGAUAGCUGUCAAAAAAGACAAUUUGGUAGGAGUUGCUGGAAUUGAGUCUCUCCUCUGCCAUUUACCAAAUAACUUAGGGUGAGUGUUGAGCUACUUGUUAUUUUAUCUGUAAAAUAAAAAUGGGGAUGCUUGCUGUUUCUUAGGGUGCUUGUGAGACAUAACUGAUCAAGUGGUAAGUGCCCACCAGCAUGGAAAUACUCCAUGAUACUUCAUUAUUACUGCAAUUCCAACUUUCACUAAAACAAAAUGAUUCAUUUUGAUGUGUUUAUUAAAAAAACCAGGGCACCUGAGUGGCUCGGUUGAGCAUCUGACUUUUUUUUUUUUUUUUAAACAUUUUUUUUUAACGUGUAUUUAUUAUUGAGAGAAAGACACAGAGCGUGAGCAGGCGAGGGGCAGAGAGAGGGGGAGACAUAGAAUCUGAAGCAGGCUCCAGGUUCUGAGCUGUCAGCAAAGAGCCCGACGCGGGGCUCGAACUCACAAACUGCAAGAUCAUGACCUGAGCCAAAGUCUGUCACUUAACCAACUGAGCCACCCAGGCGCCCCAGAGCAUCUGACUCUUGAUUUCAGCACAGGUCAUGAUUCCAGGGUCAUAGAAUCAAGCCCCAUGUCGGGCUCCAUGCUGAGCAUGAAGCCUACUUAAGAUUCUCUCCUCCUGCCCCUCUCCUGCUCGCACCCUCUCUCCCUGUCUCUCUAAAAUACAAAACAAAGCAAAACGUGAUCUUUUGAUCAAAGCCAUUUAUAAUUUCCCCCUUGUUAAGUUCCUGAAUUCUGUUCUCUUUCCUGCCCUUCCACUCCUUGAUGGUCCCUGCCCUCUGGUCAGUGCGGCUCUGAUUCCAGUGCUUCUCACAGGGAUGACCUUUACCUCUAGCUUGUAGCAAAGGGUUCUUUCGCCUUCUCCCAAGGACUGAGAUCUGCCCAGUGUAGGCAGUGUGUUCCCUCAGUUCUCACAACAGCCCUAUGAGGUAUGGUCAUUAGGAAACCUCGGAGGAUGAAGGUAACGAGAAAGGCGCAUAGAAGCCAAAGAAUAGGUUAUCCUCUUCUCAUUUGUCCUGAGUUUUUGAACUAUACUAGUGGUCCCAAUGAUUCCAGACUUUCUGAGGUCAGGUUUCCCCCAAAGGGUUUGGUCAGUAGAGUAAGGCAGGUAUGAGUCACCUGUGUGCUGGCUGCCAAAGCUACUCAGUCCUGACUGAGCUGUGUGGGAGUUAUCCACCUUCCCUGCAUUCCUUGCUCCCCUUCCAGGAGCAGGUAUCACCACUGAAGCUCUAUAAAGUAGGGGCGUGGGGAGGUGGAGUGCUGUGCAUGGUUGCACAGGAAACCUUUAGAGAGCCCAGAGUUGGCAGAGGAAAUGAGCCCUGCACUGGGAAGCAAGAAUGCUGCAUUCGAGUUCCUUUUCCGACCAUAUGUGGCUGACAGUCAGCCAGGCAGGGCAAGCCACUUCCUUAGAGGGAAAUGCUUGGUUUCUUUAUCUAGGAAGGGAGAUGGUUGAAACAGGUGAUCUCUGAGGUCCCUUCGGAUCAUGCAUAUGAGUCUUAACACCCAGUGUCAGUUAUACCCACAUGUUAUUAGCCCUAGCAUCACUUGGAGGUGGGUCAGAAUGAAUCUAUCAUCUUGUUAGAUCCACUUUUCGAAGGUAGUGAUUUUGGGGCUUCUCUAUUUGUGGGUAUUUUCUGGGAUGUUUCCACUUAUCUCAAGGGGUUUUAUUUAAUUCUUAGAAAAAUUUUAGAAUAAAAGUUUUUGUUUAGCUUUAUUUUAAUUUGCUGAAAUAUAAACCUAGUUUGUUUUUUUAAAAAUAAGUAUUUUGAGAGUGUGAGCAGGGGAAGAACAGAGGGAGAGGGAGAGAGAAUCCCUAGCGAGCUCUGCACUGUUAGUGCAGGGCUCAGUCCCACCAACCUAGGAUCAUGACCUGAGCCGAUCUCAAGAGUCGGAUGCUCAACCCACUGAGCUACCCAAGGGCCCCUAAACCUAGUUAACUUUCUUUUUGAAAUCUGAUACCUCAGUGAUGAAUGCUGAAUUCUGCCUGGCCCAUUAUUAACCAGCAUGUAAUCCUAGCUCAUUCUCUUCAGUCUUUCCUCAAAGGAGAGAAUGAAAAUUUUAACUUCUUUUCCUAAAUAUUUUUACUAUUAAACCCCGAGUAUGUUUCCACAGCCUGUAGGAGGAUAUUAGCUUCUGCUGGGAUUUACCAUCCUGCUAAUAGUUCUCCCAGCAGGUACUUUUGGUUGCAAACUAAGCCUUCCUACAUUUAAGUAUCAACAUUUAACCUUGCCAUAGAUAGGUCAGCUCAUGCGAUCUUACAGAUGUGUGCUGUUCUAUUAAUUUAAGUGGAUAGAGUCCUGAAUGAGAGCUAUAAUAAAGCUGGAUAAAAUCUCCAAAAAUAUAGCCUAAAGUUGGGAUUGAACUGUGUGCAUAGUUCUAUUUUUAAAAAUGUUCCUGUGACUAAUAAAACAUAAUGGUCUGUUUGGGAAAAUAGAGAACCAAAAUGAUAUUACCACCUCACUAUAGCUAUUACAAUUUAUCUUUGAUGAACAUGAAAAACCAGUUUUGAAAGUGACACUUCGCAAUAUAUCCAGUGGUACCAGCAAGUCGGGGAUUAAGCAUUUGACAUUGAGAUAGGGAUUUAGGGACUAAGAAUGUUUUUAAACUUUGAGUGUAAAGUCAGAGUUCUGAAAAUCCUGCAGAAGUGCAAAUACAUGUCACAUUUAACUCUAAUGGAUGAUAAAAAAAAAAAUUAGGAUUAACAUAGGGAUGCUGUAUAACAUAGGGAAGCUGAUGAAGGGUUCCAAGUUCUUUAAGCAAACUAAUUCCCAGAGAUAACUCCAUGCACUUAGUGAUUGGGGCAGGUGAGAAGGGGUGGCCCUCCUAACAGUGAUCAUUUUUAUUAAGAGCUUACUAUAUGCACUAAGCGCCAUGUAAAUUGCCUCAUUAAAUCUUCCCUACUGUCCUCUGGGAUGGUUUUACUCUCCCUGUUUUACCAAAGAGGAAGUACAGUCUUAGAGAGGUCAGAUGAUUGCCCUGGUCCUCAUAGCUAGUAGCCCGUAGAUUUCCAGAUUCAAAUUCAGGGCUAUCUUGUUUCUUAACGACUGUAUUCUAACCAUCAUACUAUGCUGCUGCUUUCAAAGGGCUGAGACUGCUCUCAGGAAGUGGUCACAGCUACAUCUAUGAGUGAACCUGGUGUGACAACAGCCUGGGUACCAGUGUGCAGAGAUGAAAUUGAAGACCUUCCAUAAUCGGAUCCCAAAGUUUGAAAAGAUGUUGAUGGAGGUCCAGUCCAAAGAGCCACCUAAUAUAUGAUUGCCCAUUGGAAUGUCACUACCUGAUGUUCGCUAGCGUCUUGGUGUGACCUUCUGAGAGCUGGUGAAGAAGUCUUCUAUGUGUUGAGGUAUCACCCUGAAUGGAGAAGAGACCAUCAAAGAAAGUUAAGUCCCUGCUGCUGUUGAUGUUGGAGCUCACCCUCCUGAGGGAGGUGACAGCCUGGAAAAACCCUAAAGCAGGGGAUACAGCCCUGUGCCCUCCCCUGGAGGAUAACAGCGUGAGGGUGGACAUUCGCAUCCUCAGGCAAAACCAGGGGGCUAUUUCCAUCUCAAAUGAUUUCCAGAACCGCUCCAGUUCCCCCUGGGAUUACAACAUCACCCGGGACCCCAACCGGUUCCCCUCGGAGAUCGUGGAGGCCCAGUGCAGGCACUCAGGCUGCAUCAACGCCGAGGGGCAGGAAGACAGCUCCAUGAAUUCCGUUCCCAUCCAGCAGGAAUUCCUGGUCCUGCGGAGGGAGCCCCAGGGCUGCUCUCGCACCUUCCGGCUGGAGAAGGUGCGGGUGACUGUGGGCUGUACCUGUGUCACCCCCAUCGUCCGCUAUGUGCGCGCCUGAACCGCCGCUUGGCUGAAGAAGCUGGAAAAUGCCAUUCCUUACCCAGCGCUCUUCAGCCAGUCCUGUGCAGUCCCAUUUUUCUCCACUUCAUA